GCAGUGCUUGGUGUUUUUUGUGAAUCUCGUGUUCGGUUGAGUGAAAGAGUCUCAGAAAGUGUUGUUUUCGUCCGGUUACAUCACCGCGAACUUGAGGAGCUUCCAAGAGGAGUGCAAAAUGUCUUUCAAAUCACGCAGGUGGUGAAGAGCAAGGAUCAACCAAAGACACAACUAGUGUUGUACAGUCCAGUGGGAAGCUAAAGGUGCUGCAGUCUUUGUCAAGACUCAAACCUACACCAACAUGAACUCAGCUAUGAGCACAGAGUCUAUGGACAUGGCUGAGGAGGACAUGUCGCAGGUGGAGGGGCUGAGCGGCGCGUCGGACGACGAGGACGAGUGCGUGUCGUCGCCGGCGGGCUCCACGUACGACGACGGCGCCGACGCCAUGAAGAACGCCAUGAGCGACGAGGUCACCAAGCAGCUGGCUGCCGCAGGUCCGGUGGGCAUGGCUGCAGCAGCAGCAAUAGCUUCGUCGAAGAAACGGAAGAGGCCACAUUCCUUCGAAACAAAUCCCUCUGUGAGGAAGAGACAUCAAAACAGACUACUUAGAAAACUCAGACAAACGAUCGAGGAGUUCGCGACGCGCGUGGGCCAGCAGGCGGUGGUGCUGGUGGCGACGCCGGGCAAGCCCAACACGUCGUACCGCGUGUUCGGCGCCAAGCCGCUGGAGGACGUGGUGCGCAACCUGCGCUGCAUGAUCAUGGAGGAGCUGGAGAACGCGCUCGCGCAGCAGUUCGGGCGGGGCGUGUGCCCGCAGGCGCCGCCGCCGCCGCUGGACGACCCGUCGCUGUUCGAGCUGCCGCCGCUCAUCAUCGACGGCAUCCCCACGCCCGUGGAGAAGAUGACGCAGGCGCAGCUUCGCGCCUUCAUCCCGCUCAUGCUCAAGUACUCCAUGGUGCGCGGCAAGCCGGGCUGGGGGCGCGAGUCGACGCGGCCGCCGUGGUGGCCCAAGGACCUGCCGUGGGCCAACGUGCGCAUGGACGCGCGCUCCGAGGACGAGAAGCAGAAGAUGUCGUGGACGCACGCGCUGCGGCAGAUCGUGAUCAACUGCUACAAAUACCACGGACGGGAAGACUUGCUGCCCGCCUUCAACGAGGAGGAGGACGACAAGGGACCUCCCACGCAGCCCAUGUCGCAGUACGCGCCCGCCGUGCUGCAGACCAUCACCAACCCCGACGGCACGGUGUCGCUCAUCCAGGUGGACCCCAACAGCCCCAUCAUCACGCUGCCUGACGGCACCACCGCGCAAGUUAUCCACAGCGGCGCGGACGGCGCGGACGGCGCGGUCACCGUCGACCUCAACGCCGUAGCGGAGGCGACGCUCAACCACGACGGGCAGAUCAUACUCACCGGGGAGGACGGACAGGGCUACCCGGUGUCGGUGUCGGGCGUGAUCACGGUGCCGGUGUCGGCGUCCGUGUACCAGUCCAUGGUGGCCAGCAUGCAGCAGCAGGACGGCGUGUGCAUGGCGCCGCUCGUGCAGGUGCGCGCGCGACACGCCCGCUCGCUCAUCAAGCUAGAGAUUGAGUGACGCUCCCUGCUCGGAGUAGAGAUGGAGUAGCGCGCACGCUGCUCGGAGUAGAGAUGGAGUAGCGCGCACGCUGCUCGGAGUAGAGAUGGAGUAGCGCGCACGCUGCUCGGAGUAGAGAUGGAGUAGCGCGCACGUUGAUCGAAGUAGAGAUAUGAGUAGCUAGAAAUGGAGAAGCGCGCGCUGCUCAAUGUACAAAUAUGAGUAUCGUGCACGCUGCUCAAGCUAGAAAGGGAGUAACGCGCACGCUGAUCGAAGUAGAUAUAUGAGUAACGCACACGCUGCUCGGCCGUCUGCGUUUCUGUAGAGAUUGAGUAGCGCGCACGCUUACUAGAGUAUCUCAGAUCUCUGUCACAACUCUGAGUGUUACUCUUAACGCCCGCACGCUGCUCAGAGUAUAGGUCGAGUAGCGCGCAUGCUGCUCAAACCAGAGAUUGAGUAGCGUUCAGAUUGCUCAGAAUAGAAGUAUUGCACGAGUGCUUGUACAAUUCUACCAUUUUUAGAACUCUCAUUGACAGAAGUCAGCCUUAUACUUAAUGGAAACGAAUAUGUAAGGGUUGACAUUUAACUUAUUAAAUCAUUAAUUACAGUGAUUUUAGGCGCUUAAACGAGCGACUUGCUUGCUAUCUUAAAGUGCGCAUAAACAAAAAAUCUGAAAGAUAAAUAAAACAUGUAAUUAUUUUCAAUCAAAUAUAAUGUAUGAUGUCAUAAAACUGUGCCAUUUAAAACAAAGUUAAUUUGAAACCACACAGUGAUCCAUUGUGAUAUUAUAAUUAUAGAUAUAUAAAACAAUAUUUUAUACAAAUUUUAUAUAUUUAUGAUAGAUCUCUACUUACUACAGUUACUAUGUUUACCAAAUAAAUAAAAUAUAUGGCAUUUUAUAGGUCCAGUCACACAGAAGGAGCACUCUUAGUUUGUUGGAAAGUAUAAAGUUGGUUGGAAUUUAGUGUACAUUUAAAAUUGGUCGGGCAUACACCUACAAAAUUGUUUGAUAUUUAACCACUUAUCAGUCAUUUUAUGGAAAACUAGAGGGCUGGAGCUAAAAAAUGUUAUAAAUAAAGAACCACUCGAUCGAUUUUGUGAUGAAACUUCACAUAAAGCAUCUACUAAAUAGUUCGAACAAAGCCUAAACAUUUGGUUUGAAAAAUGAAUCCGUGCUUGAGUUAAAAAAUUACAACAAAAAGUGGCAUUGAAUUUUAUAUAUAUAGUUUAUUAUUUUCAGUUGGGUAUUUUUUGUUUGACAUUUGUUUGGAGCUUUGACCAGUGCUCUUUUUGUGUGCAAUAUUUUUUAAAUUAUUAUAACAGGCAGUGAGAUAUUGAAUAUCUUAAGUACAAAGUCAUUAGCUAUUAAUUAUUAUUUAUUUUAGAUAUAGUAUACUACAUUUAUUGUUUUUAUUUUUUUAGUUUGAAAAAUUCGGUUUUCGUUGAAAUCUUUAUCGUGCAAUUUGUGCCAAAUUAAUCAAAUCUUAUAUUUGUUACGUUUCGAAAUCCUCCUAAAAUCCUAUUUUUAUCCAAAAGUAAGCAAUGUAUGGUAUCACUUCGAUGUUACUUCACUUCGUUCCGAAGUCACACUGCUCCCGUCGUCCUGUCCGGCGCGUAUUUAUAACAGUGACAAUAAUUCUAGAUCACGAACAAUAACAAAAGAUCAUUAUUGCAAAUUUACAACAACUCGAUAUUGUCGAGUGAUUGUAGACCUUAUGUCACUAGUACUACGGUCCUCCGUUACAUUAUAUUUGUAGAAAUGGACUAAAAUUUUUCAUAAUAUUCUAAUGCAAACGUCUCAGUAAAAUAUAAGGACUCUGUCUCAUAUAUAUUGGUGUCAUGUAUCUGUUUCUAUAACUCGAGUAAAAUAUAAUAUUAUGUACAUAUUUUUUCCCGAGACAUUCAAAACUUCGAUCGUUUUCUCAGUAUAUAUUGUCAAAGUAAAAUAGGUCUUAUUCUGUAUGUAUCAAAGUUUAUUCUACAUUUCCAAUUUUACUAUCGAAACGUAUGUAGAAGGUCAACCUCGAUAUGAGAUGCAAUAAGUUGUAAACUCGUUCCUUCAUUUUGGUGUUUAAAAGUUUCAAAAAAAUCGUGUUUAUUCAGGGUCAAAUGUCACAAAAAUCAUUUUUUACAAACAAAAUUAAGAUUACGUAAUACAGGUUACAGCUUUUUGUCUCUCAUUCCAUUCAUUAGUACAAUGUGGAUGAUUUUAACUUAAAACAAAAGUCACAAUAAAUAUCAUAGAGAAAGAAGAUUCAUAAGUUCUACUUGAUAUCAUCUAUAUUAGACUAUGACUGUUUGGGGUUUUUUUUUUUACUUUCAUGGCACUUAAAUGUACUGUGUAGUAUAUUUUUUACCAAAGAAGUAUUUAAGGCCUGUGCGCAUGUAUUUGUCAGUAUUGCCAUGCUAUUUAUUUUAUCAAAUUAAUUUUAGUAGAUUUUUUGUUUUAUUUACACUAAAUUAGUUUUUUUAAUAAUUAUUUAGUAAGAAAAGUGCAAUAAACUUUGUCAUAAUUGUACAUUAAGUCGAAUUGCUAAUGACACUAUUCCUAUUAAAACUACAUUUAUAAACAAAUAAAGGUACUAUUUUGAAAAGUGCGUAGUUUUUGGGUAAUUAAAAGUACAAUCAUAUAGCUGGGAAUAUUUGCGUGAAUAUUUAUCUACAAAAUAAUCCUUUGAAAUUUUAGUUAAUGUAUUGUUAAUUAUAUUAUUUUAUUUAGUGUCAUUAUUGUUCCUAUUAUUGCAAUUUGAAAGUUAUAGGAUUCGAUCCACACACAUUAAAUUAUUAUUGUUCAAAACCCCUAGCACAGGGGUUUUAGAAUAUUUGGUAUGAAAAGUAUAGGAGAGGGGUUAUUCGAAGUGACUGUGUGCGUCAUUACCUAGUGGCCUGUCGCCAAGUGGCACAUCGACUCUCUUUCUACAAACGCUAACGCUUCGAAAACCAGAAAAAUGUAUGGGAAUGACGGAUCCGAUCGAUAACUUGAUCACGUGACCUGUUGAUAGCAAACCCAAUACAUUUUUGAGUUUUCGAAGCGUUUGCGAUCGUAGAAAGAGAUUCCAUGCCACUUGGCUACCAGUCAAGAUCGGGAAGAAUCAUAAAAUUGUUGUAGAGUGUUCUUUAAAAGUGCAUGACAAUAUUUAUUUAAUAGUUUUUAAUUUGUUGUCUUUAAGUUGUAAGUAUAAUAAUAAAGUCUGUUGUGCACAUUGUGUUAUAUCAAUGCCUUAAGUAUUUUUGCUUGUUAGGUUAUAUUAAGAGUUUUAUGUGUAUAUUUGGUUUAUUUUAAUUUUAUUUUUAAAUACAUAAGUAGAAAAUUAUAUAUAUUUUUUGUGUUACGUUUUGUUUUUUGUUUUCUGCGCACUGGGAAUUUUGUUAAUUUGACGUAAGUAGGUACUUAUACUAAAAUUAUGAAUGGGAAGUCUGUUUCUCUAUCAAUUAUUCACGACUACAUUACGGAACCCUGCACUGCGCGUGGCCUUUUUUUUUCGGAGGAGGGAAAGUUCUCAUGGACACCCAUCUUGAAUAAUGGACUCUUACCGGUUAAAAACCCCUCCUACCUUCUAGACGCUCGUGUCUCUGCCAUAAAGCCUACCUCCAACGUCGCGAGUCUUAUUUACCCCCCAUUUUCCUUGAUUUUCAUUAUACACACGCACAAAAUUUUUUAACCAACAUCAAUUAAUUUUAGUAUAUAUAUAUUAAUAUUGUAUAUCAUCGAUCUCCUAUUAAAAAGUGGAUGCACAAUCAGCGACCAAAACACGUCCCCACUCAAUAAAUGCCAAACACAACUUCUUGGCACUCAUACCAAGUAAUCGCAUUUGCAAUUAAUGCAACUCAAUUCUUAAGGUUGAAUUUGCUCUGAAUUUGGGACUUUAUUGAAUAUUGGACUAUAUGUAAAGGCCUUUAGGUAUAAUUUUCUUUACCAAUAAUUCUAAAACUGUCAAAGCAAAAUUGGCCAGUUUUUGAGUGAAAUUUUGUACAUGAUUGUGCGUCCUUUUACUAUAAGAGGUCAAUGUAAUGUAAUGUAUACAUAUAAAAUUCCCAGUGCAGUAGAGUUUACGCUAUGUUUCUACACUUUCUGCCAGUUACACAAUAAACACCGAUUGUGUAUGUGUGUGUUUUAUUUUGAGUUGCUGUAGUGUGUGUUUGUGUGACGUCACAGAACUGCCUCGCUGCACGAUAGGUGUGUAUACAUUUAUAUUUUAUUAAUUUUUAUUACUAGUAGUAGCUUAUUGUUAUAUUUGUGGAACAUCCAUAUUUGUAAAUAAUUAACCUUCUUUUAUUAAAAUAAAUUUAAAGGAAAUGUUUAAAGGUUAAACUAUAGGUAUAAUUUAUUAAAUACGACGAACUUAGUUUUAAGUUAAAACAGACAAAUGUUAAAAUAAUUUAAAACGUGGAUGGUGAUCGUCUUAACUAAAAAAUGGAUUUCCAUAUGUUUAUUCAAAUUGUAUACGUACAUAGACAGACGCCUUACAGACUAGUCAUUAUUGAAUGCUUUGUUUCUGACAGAAAUUUAGAAAUGAAUAUUGGCAGUAAUUAAGAAAGCGUAUUAUCUUGUUACCUACUAAAAUAACAGCUACUAUUGAAUACUAGAAGAAACUCGCGGUUUCACCUGCGUAGUUCCCGUUCCCAUGGAUAUAACAUAGCCUAUGUUUUUUGAGUUUAUUCGAAACAUACAAAAUAUUACAUAUUUCGUCUUUAUAUUAUUAGUAUAGAUGUUGUGACGUCACAAUGUUAGUAAAACAGGCUCAUGUGCAGGUCGACCAGAACGGCGAGACGCUGGAGGCGAUCUCCAUGAGCGGCGGCGUGGCGCAGGUGAUGCUGCAGGGCGGCGGCGGCGAGACGCAGGUGCUGCAGGUGCUCAGCCUGAAGGACGCCACCGUGCUCACCAAGGCCAUGGUGAGUGUCUCACUGCUGGCCGGCUGCGAGAGCAUGAGCGGCGGCAGGCGCAGGUGAUGCUGCAGGGCGGCGGCGGCGAGACGCAGGUGCUGCAGGUGCUCAGCCUGAAGGACGCCACCGUGCUCACCAAGGCCAUGGUGAGUGUCUCACUGCUGGCCGGCUGCGAGAGCAUGAGCGGCGGCAGGCGCAGGUGAUGCUGCAGGGCGGCGGCGGCGAGACGCAGGUGCCGCAGGUGCUCAGCCUGAAGGACGCCACCGUGCUCACCAAGGCCAUGGUGAGUGUCUCACUGCUGGCCGGCUGCGAGAGCAUGAGCGGCGGCAGGCGCAGGUGAUGCUGCAGGGCGGCGGCGGCGAGACGCAGGUGCUGCAGGUGCUCAGCCUGAAGGACGCCACCGUGCUCACCAAGGCCAUGGUGAGUGUCUCACUGCUGGCCGGCUGCGAGAGCAUGAGCGGCGGCAGGCGCAGGUGAUGCUGCAGGGCGGCGGCGGCGAGACGCAGGUGCUGCAGGUGCUCAGCCUGAAGGACGCCACCGUGCUCACCAAGGCCAUGGUGAGUGUCUCACUGCUGGCCGGCUGCGAGAGCAUGAGCGGCGGCAGGCGCAGGUGAUGCUGCAGGGCGGCGGCGGCGAGACGCAGGUGCUGCAGGUGCUCAGCCUGAAGGACGCCACCGUGCUCACCAAGGCCAUGGUGAGUGUCUCACUGCUGGCCGGCUGCGAGAGCAUGAGCGGCGGCAGGCGCAGGUGAUGCUGCAGGGCGGCGGCGGCGAGACGCAGGUGCUGCAGGUGCUCAGCCUGAAGGACGCCACCGUGCUCACCAAGGCCAUGCAAGUAAAGUCGGAGCGCGACGCGGUGGUGGCGGACUCCUAGCUACUGACCCUGGUGGCGAACUCGCCGCCGCCUCACAUGCAGGAGCCGCUCGAGCACACAUAGCGCCUGGAUAGGCGCCCGGCAGCCAGCGCCCAGCCGCCCGGCCGAAACUGUACUGACACCGUCAUACGACAGACUAAGGACGCAUUUGUCACUGACGCGUGAAGUACCUUUGUGGUAUGGACUAAACCUCGCUCCGGCGCAGAAACGAAUCGUGUGCUUAUAGGCCUUACGACAGGCUAUAGUGAUGUCCAACGUUUGUGAAUGAUAUUUACGUCAAUAUGAGACAUUGUACCCAGGCAAUACUUAGCCCAAAGUAUGGGUAAUACGAUUUCUACCUAUUGCCCUUAGUACGAAUGCAUAACUCGCAAAUGUUGAUGGUUUUCGAUUUUUAUCGAAAUUUUAUUCCACGCAAAGAUAUGGCAACUUCGAUAUAUUCGUGUGAUUAAUUCGUAGUUGCCUGUGAUAUUUAAUUAAAAAUAGUUGUCGUCUAUAGACGUCUGUGUAAAUAUGUAAUAUUAGAAAAGUCUCAUACCUUUGAGACAUAUUAAAUCAAGUACCAAAAAAUUAGAAAGUCAUGCUUAGAAACGCAAAUAAUGUGUGUGAAAGGAGUUAAGGCCUAAUGAUUCCUGAGAGUGUUGUGAGGGACAGGCUCUUAUGUAUUGUUCAAACCAUAUCCGUAAGAAAAAACAUCGCAUGUUUAGAAAUAAUUUCACGAGUGAGAAUUUAGUAAUGCUAUGACAGUAACGUUAUAUAAAUAUAUUUUGAUAGCGAUGGUUUGACUGACCAGCUGUUUAUGUUUUAGAUGAUUUGUACAGAGUAUUUUGGAUUAUUUCAAACAACAACAAACUAAUAUAAUUAAGCAACUUAACGACAGGUUAUAUAUUUACAUUGAGAUAUUUGGAAACGAGAGGUUAUUCAAAAUAAGUUAGCAUAUCAGAUCGAGUCAGUAGAAGACCAAAAUGGAAAAUACGUAGAUGCGCGGGUAUGAAGUCGUGCGCUCGGGGCAUCGCUACUCCCCCGCCCUUGCGGACCAUCGUAAAUGUUACGAAUGAACUUUCCAAGCUAUAGCAAUAUAAUUAUAAUAAAUAGUCCAUCGAACCGAACGGGUCUAAAAUUCCAUUCAAUUUAAUUCAUCUAUGUCUAGUUAUUCAGUCAUACUCGGGUUUCGAAAAUCAUGCAAGUUGUGCAAUUUCGUACUAAGGUGAUGUAACGUUACUGUUUUAGCAGUCAGUUGGUGGCAGAAUGUACGAGCGUGUAUUGUGACUACGUCACAGGUUUUACUGAUAAGUAGCGUAAUUUUAUACUUGUACCUCUAGUGCGAGUUUUUCGAAAACAUUGAAGGAGUCAAAUUUACUUUUCGAAAACAAUGAAAUCUCAAACUCGUACUAGGGGUAGUGAUCUCGAUGAUCAUAAAAUAUAAAUGCCAUUAAAUGGGACUAAUUAACUUAAUUUAUUUAUUUAACUAAUUUAUUGAAUUAACUAUUUAUUAACUAUAUUUUUUAGAUUAAUAAAUCACUAAAAUUGACCUUUAUGUCUUAAAAAAUGUUUGUAACUUUAGUGAUUUACAUCUAAAGAUAUGCGGUUCGUUCGAGAUGAAAAAGGGGUAGAUUGUACAUAUUUAAAAAGGCAUAUUAAAACUAUCUAGUUUUUGGCAACCUCAGGGCGUAAUCUCAUAAAAGUUAUAUUUAUUACAUUUAUAGUUAUCGCCCCGGAAGCGUGGACUUCAUCCUAAUUGCCUACUUUGAGUGUAUUAUUUUUAUGUAAAAAUAAUUCGUAUUUCUUUAUUAAUUUUAAACUAAUGAUUUUUUUUUCUUUUAAUUUGUAUCUACCUCUUUUCAUUUCAAUAAUCAUGGUCUAUACAGAAAUCAGUUAAGUGCAAUAUUUUUGUUUUUUACAAACACCAAUCGCGUUUAUAUUAUUUCGUAAGAUUCUAAAACAUCUUUAUUUAUUUAUUUUUGUUUUUAAUAUUAUACACAAAUUAAUUUAAUAUUUAUUAUUUUACAUUCCUUUUAACUUAAUUUAUUUAUUUAAGAGUAUUUGUUAAGAACUUUGUUAUUUUUGUCUAAGAAUUGUUUGUUGAAUAUUGCGGGCCGCGUUGGGAAAGUUGAAAUGGUUGUAUGUUUGACAUUCUUCGUCAUAAAUUAAGUUUACUUCGGUAAAUAUACAAUAAAGCUUCAAUUCUACUAAGAAUAUUAUAUAAGUAUGAUAUACAGUAUAUAUGCGAAAACUGAUAAGAUAUUGUUUAAAGGUACGUAGGUACCCGUGAUUGAUUUUGUAGUAAUUUUUGUCAUUCAUAGUACACAGUAAAUAACUCUAUUUGAGCUAGAGCUAUUUACAGUUUCAAAUAGAGUUAUUUACAGUUCUAAACGUUUAUAUUUCACUGGUAACUUAAUUUAUUAUUUAGCUUUGUUAUUCAUUUAGAGAAAAUACUACAAUAUUGAUGGUCAUUUCUCUUGUAAUCUUAAUAUAUCGAUAAAUAGGUAUGCCGUUUGUGGCACAUCACUGUCUCUUUUAUAAUAAGUAAAAGCGAGUGAGACAACAUUAUCACCACUGACGUAUUUCCCAGGUUUUACGAACUUUACUUCUAUGAGGUUUUUGUUGAUUACUUUAAUAGAAUAAAUAGAAUAAAGCUGGUACGUUUGAUUUAAAGGCGUGCUUUGAGAUGCACCAAAAGUUAUUAAAACCAGUUUCAACUUUUCUGGCGAGGUUUCUACCCAAUCUAGUCUUACCCAGUCAUUAACGAAACGAUCUAGUCUUACUGAAGAGAGUAUACAAAAAAAAACUUUUUUAUAAUAUGUAAUUAAAUUUGUAACAUACGUACCUCUAGUUGAAUUAAAGUACCUAUCUAAUGUAUUUACUUAAUUAUUGUACAGUUUUCUAAUUCGGUAGUCCACGAAUGUGUGUGUCACUGUUGAAAGUAGUGUUACUCUUUUUAAUAAAGGAAAGGGUGACAAUGCUUUAAUGAGUUUUAGUAGAAGAUUUAUAUUAGAAACGACCUUCACCCAUCUGUUUAUUAGAUGAAGUGUUUUUAUUUUUAUAUUAAAGGAGAUGGUCCAAAAUUAUAUGGAGCCCAGGUUCAGUUCAGAUCAUUGUACCCUGGCUGAAAUAAAAGAAAAUAUUUUUUUUAACUAUUUUCGAUUACACAAAUCUACGAAUUUACUUUAAUUCUUUCGAAAUAAUAUUCAUUCUCUCCCAAGAAAUGCAACACGAAAAUAUGAGUAGCAAUGGCGGAUUGAUGAUGUUUUCAACGCAAUAGUCGUUUUGACGUUUGCUGUCAAAUGUCAUGUCAUAGUUGCUUUAUGGGCGCCAUCUUGAUAUAACUCAAAAACUUAGGUUUUUAAUUUUUUUUUUAUUUAUUUCUUUUUAUUUAGUUACAUUUAUUGAGGUAUUUAUAUUUAAACAAAUACCCUGUAUUUUUUAAAUUUUAAUGAUACGGGGUACAAGAGUGGGCCUGAAAUGGACCAGCUCCUUUAGUAUGUUACAAAAUAUAUUAUUGUGAGUAGGUUGCCUAAAACUUCCUGGCCAAACUACCAAUCAUUAUUAACUAUCAUUAAUGGUACUAACCUACUUGCAAAAUAUUUUUUAACAUCGUAAUUUUGUGUAUAACACUUUCAUCCAUCAAACAGAUGGGUGAAGGUCGUUUCUAGUAUGGAUCUCAGACUAUUUCGUUUGUAGACCGAGAGCCUGUGAUAACCAGGAAUACCUCAUUUAGCAACGCUGAAAGUUUGUCAGCUCCUGCUACCACUACUACCUUAGGUAACUAAAGGUAAUUUGGAAGUAAGGUUAGGACCUUGGUGGGUUUGGAAGGUAACAAGGCUCUAUUUUCCAAAUAUUAAACGUAAUUCUUUUUUAUAUGAUUUGGAUUUGUCAUAUUAUAAUGCUGAGUGUUACCAGCUCCUCGAGUACGGGUGGUAUUUACAUUCAUUAUUUUAUUAUAAAAAGGAAGUAUUUGUAAAAAGUUGGUACAACUGUGAUAGUAUAAAUAAAAUGUUAUGUGAGUUCAGUUCUUUGUUAGGCAGCGUAGAUGUUGCCACGCUGCUAGUCUCGUUAGUGAUUUUGUUGACUUAAACCUACACCCAAUGUCACAAGUCCUGGGCCCUGCUCUAGGUGUUUCCUCUACCACAAAAUGAUGGUACAAUCACUGUCGCUGCCACCCGACACGUUAUAUUAAAUGAAAUGAAAAUUUAUUAUUUAUAGUUUUACAAUCACUGAUGUGGCUGAGACCUUCCUUCUUUUAAGUAAAAACCUGUGUCAGAAGAUCUCGGUCUUCCUUAUUAACAAAUUUAUGAGUAAAAUAUUAAAAAAUUAGCUUUAUAUUUAGACGGUUGGAGUGCCUGAGCCCUUGAAAUCUUCUAAAGCCACAGUCCAAACUAUAAUUUGCUACUCUACUUGGGUACCUAUGGUAAGAGAUUGGGCUUACUUUCAGCCUUAAAUGUGGUAUGUACAUGAAUUGUAUACAACCGAAUUAGCCUUUACAUGACUAGAACUCGUGCAGGGACCCAACUGUUUAUGUUUUCUGUAAUGUUUGGCAUAUUUGAGUGCCAGUUAAACACAGCAAAGUGCCCACAUUUUCGUUCUAACAUGAUUUUAUUGCAUAGAUACAGCGACUUAAAAGACCUCUUAGGUACCUAAUGAAAACAAAACAAACAUAUGCAGACAGGUUACGACAUUAGUUGUAUGUUUUAGGGUAAUAUUUUGAGACAGGCUUUGAGUUUUUUAUUAUUAUUAUUAUUUACAAGUUAGCCCUUGACUACUAUCACACCUGAUGGUAAGUGAUGAUGCAGUCUAAGAUGGAAGCGGACUAACUUGUUAGGAGGAGGAUGAAAAUCUACACUCCUUUUCGGUUUCUACACGACAUCGUACUGGAAUGCUAAAUCGCUUGGCGGUACGUCUUUGUCGGUAGGGUGGUAACUAGCCAUGGCCAAAGCCUCCCACCAGCCAGACCUGGACCAAUUAAGAAAAUCUCAAUCGGCCCAGCCGGGGAUCCGUUUUGUAAAUCCACUGCGCAUACCUCUGCGCCACUGAGGCAGUCAAAAAUUUAGAAGUUCGAUGAAUUUUUAUGUAAAGGCCGAUAAAUAUAUAUGGUGGUGGCAUAAAACACCUUUAUAACCAGUCCACAAGGUUUUAAGCUAGGGUAAGCACUGGACAUUGUAGGUACAAAAUCGAAAAUUCUUACUAUACAGGUUCAAGGUAUUAUUUUAGUAUGUAGGAAGUAUACGCCACUAUUUAUACCUAUGUAACUAGUAUUUUUAAGAAUAUAAGCAAUAUUUUAAACAUGACCAAUAUUUCCCUUUACCCCUUCCACUAGUAGUUGGCGCGACAAUAAGGAUCAUAGAGAAAUCCUUCAUUAAUAAAGGCCUUUGAUUCCGGCUUCGACCGUGGAGCUACCAAGGGAAAUGUUAGUUUUACACAAUCAUAUACCUAACCACCACGGGAGUAGCCAGGAUUCUAUCUAGGGGGGAGCUAUCAGCUAUACUGAAAUCGAGGAUUUCACAUUUCAAAUUGAUACUGUCCGGCCGAAACCGAAACAUCCACAUAAGUUCACUUUUUCACUUCUAAGAAACAAAGUUAGUUAAAUCUUAGAAUAUCUUAAAUUUGGUAUGAAACCUCGUAGACCGACCGCUCAGCUGAAGGAGGGGGGGGGGGGGGGACGCUACGCCCAUGCUAAGCACCAUUCCGUUUCAUUCAUAUACCGAAAAAUUUGAGUACCAUAUUUGAGUAAUUCCGGAAAACUGAUAUUGUUACGAGUUGUAAGUACAUUCUUUCAUCCAAGUUAUAAGCGGCCUCAAUCAAUUUCUCAAAAUAUCACCCCUAUACACGUAUAAGUUAAAAAAAACUAUUGCAUUAUUUUUGGGAGAGUAGAAUUUGUUAAAUCUUUUAAGUAAUAUCUAUCUCCAACCUACCCUUGCUUUCGUGUAUUACCUAAUAUUGUUAAUUUAGAAAUAUCUUAUAUUUGGUUCUGCGUUUACUAUGCAAUAUAAGCCUAGGGGUCAAAUAUUAUCAUUUAUAAAUAAACCAACUAUAUUGUCAAAUUCCAGGUGAUUAUUAUUAAAACUAAUGUUAAAAGGUACCUAUAGUCGAAAAAAAAUCUAGUCUAUAAGAUUACUAGGAAUCAUAGAAAAGUACAAAGCGAUAAUACCUAUUUUAAAUGUAAAGAUUUUAGUUAAUUUGUUCAAUAAAAGACAAUUUUAGUAAUGAAUAGUUAAUAUAAUAUUAAUUUAUUGUUUUCUCAUUGUAUGUUUUAUUUUUGUAAUUUAAAAGUUGAUCUUUUUUUUUUUGAAUACCAAAGAGCGAUUGCGUUUUGUCCUUACGUUUAGAACAAUGUGAAGCACAAUUUUGUUGUUAAGUACAAUGAUUUGUGAUUUGUAAAUAAUUGUAUGACUGUGUGAAUAUUGCAAUCAUUAAAAGUAAAGUAUUUACGUAAA
Bicyclus anynana (squinting bush brown) is the source of this 13695-nucleotide messenger RNA. RefSeq names its product DNA-binding protein Ewg (gene ewg). Lineage: Eukaryota; Metazoa; Arthropoda; Insecta; Lepidoptera; Nymphalidae. Gene Ontology annotation, cellular component: nucleus. Gene Ontology annotation, biological process: regulation of transcription by RNA polymerase II. The transcript is spliced from 12 exons. The record is from RefSeq and is a predicted model, not a curated record. Gene Ontology annotation, molecular function: DNA-binding transcription factor activity, RNA polymerase II-specific; RNA polymerase II cis-regulatory region sequence-specific DNA binding. Bases 242 to 1531 code for a protein of 429 amino acids.